AACAAUUUAAUGUCAUCUGCGUGGAAAUUUUGAAUCCAUAUGCUAUUUUUUAUAUAGGCAUGAAGACAAUAAGUGUUUUUGUAUUUUUCCACUGGUUGUUGAUAAUAGUAGGAUGGUCCUUUCUACAGGCUGUCAGGCCGUAAAUACAGCGCCAGAAAUAAUGACAAUGGAGCUGAGUUUAUCGGUCCCCACUGAGAGCUACUGAGAGCCGUGUAACGCAACCCCACGUUUGACCAGGAAGAAAGCUGGGCGGGUAGGAUAACGACAGAACGCAGGAAGGAGCCAUUCGGAAGAAUGAAGUUAUGACUUUAAUAUGGCUGAUCAGGGUCCGUUUUUAACUUCGUGUAUUAUUUUCUAUCUGUCCAUCGGGGCCGCGAUAUUCCAAAUUCUCGAAGAGCCAAAUUGGAAAGCAGCCAGAGACGAAUAUCUCCUACAAAAGGAAAAUAUUUUGAAGAACCAUGCCUGCUUAACAAAGGAAAGUCUGGAUGAAAUUAUAGAGAUAGUGUCACGGGCUGCGGGCCAAGGUGUGACCAUCACUGGGGACAAACAGCGCAAAACAUGGGACUGGUCGAACUCGGUCAUCUUUGCUGCCACCAUUGUCACCACUAUUGGUUAUGGUAAUGUUGCUCCCAGGACUCAAGGUGGUCGUGUAUUCUGCAUCCUGUAUGGUCUGUGUGGGAUCCCCCUGUGUCUGGUAUGGAUAAGCGAGCUGGGCUCCUUCUUUGGAGACCGGGCUAAACGUCUGUCCCAGGUUCUGAUCCGUAAAGGCGUUUCAGUGAAAAAGGUCCAGUUAACCUGCACAGUCCUGUUCUUGUUAUGGGGGCUGUUCGUGCACCUGGUGAUCCCUCCAUUUAUUUUCAUGUCUCUGGAAGGAUGGAGCUACCUGGAGGGCUUCUACUUCUCUUUCAUCACACUCACAACGGUUGGUUUUGGAGAUUAUGUGGCAGGUGUAAAUCCAAACAUUGAAUACCCCAGACUGUACAGAGUGUUUGCAGAGUUAUGGAUUUACAUGGGCCUUGCCUGGCUGUCUCUGUUCUUCAGCUGGAACGUCCACAUGGUUGUGGAAGCCCACAAGGUGCUUAAGAAAAGACGACACAGGCACAGACAAUUGGAACCCAAGCCUGUGGAGGAGAAGCACAACCCAAAAGUAAGACCAUCUGUCAUCGACAUCUUCAACUUUCUAUCAGAGAAGGAGGAAGACUACAGCACCGUCAUCAAGAAAAUUGGAACCUCGGCAUAUAUAAGAAAGCCUGCAGAGAGCAUAAAUCGCUCCAAGAGCUGCAGUGACAUCUUGGCCACCGACAUCCAGACCCUGGAUCACUCGCCUCGGCAGAGGCGUGUGCUCAGCGUCAGUCAAUUGUUCAUAAAGCCAGAGGCUGUCGUGGAAGAAGGUGAACACGAGGCGCGUCCUCAAAUACAAGAAAGCGACGGAGACACUAAACCUGCAGAAUGUGUGAGGACAGAUAAUCAGGAGAACAAGGACAGUUGUGCAUUUGAUUCAGAAGCUGCUGGUAUCUUAUUCACUGUACCGACCAAAGGUGUGAAAAAGAAAAGGGUACAGCAUCCUGGUGGUGGACGGACUAGGUUUACCACAACAAAGGUUGCAGAGGAAGAUUUGUUAUCGGAUAAAGAUGAAAAAGGGUAAAAGAUGUUUUCUAAAACGUCCAUUUCCUUUACCAAAAUUGUUGCUGUCUUGUGUGAGUUUUAUAUGAAAAUAUUAUAAAUGCUGUUAUUUUUCAAGAAACAUGGAUACACAAUGACAGUUAGAUGGUUUCCUGUGUUGAAAUGACAUGGGCCAGUGUCUGUAUCAGGUAAAAUAGGACUCUUCUUUUGCAAA
Etheostoma cragini (Arkansas darter) is the source of this 1837-nucleotide messenger RNA. RefSeq names its product potassium channel, subfamily K, member 5b (gene kcnk5b). Gene Ontology annotation, molecular function: potassium ion leak channel activity. Lineage: Eukaryota; Metazoa; Chordata; Actinopteri; Perciformes; Percidae. Gene Ontology annotation, cellular component: membrane. The record is from RefSeq and is a predicted model, not a curated record. The transcript is spliced from 5 exons. Gene Ontology annotation, biological process: potassium ion transmembrane transport; stabilization of membrane potential. Bases 314 to 1645 code for a protein of 443 amino acids.